Molecule: messenger RNA, 835 nt
Organism: Exophiala viscosa
Lineage: Eukaryota; Fungi; Ascomycota; Eurotiomycetes; Chaetothyriales; Herpotrichiellaceae
Exons: 1
Coding region: 214-651 (145 amino acids)
Source: RefSeq, a predicted model, not a curated record
CAUGAUCAACAAACCCCACACUCAUACAUCCAUCUUGAGAUAUGGCUUAAGACCCUGAGGAGGACUUUAAGGUCUAUAUAAGUCGCAGAUAGUACCUGCUGAGAGGUCUUGAGCACCUAUGGUCAGGAGGCAAGCUUUCAUAGUAUCACAAACCCAACAAACUCGUUUCUGAAAAGCACCAGUGACAAAGUAUCAUUGCACCACCAAACCACUAUGUCGGCCAUCGAAAUCCAUGUUACCGAUCUCGCGGUCGCCGCCAAAUCGAUCCCAGAGAAUACGCCCGUCGUGAUGGUCAAUUUGAUCCGGUUCAAGACGGAGACCACCUACCCCAAGCACUCGGAUCAUUCUCCAACCAGUGGCAAAGAAGCCUACCUUGGACGUUAUGUUCCAGCAUGGGGUGCCAUUUCUGCAUCAGUGGCAGGCUCAGACGACGCGGUAAAGCCUUUGUUCCUGGGCACGCCACACGCAAGCCUUCUUGCUGGUCCAUUUGGUAAAGAGAUGUGGGACCUCGUGAGAGUGAUCGCAUACCCAAAUUUUGAAGCUUUUAAGAAGGUGCUGGAAAGCAAGCAGUACGAAGACACUGCUUUGCCUCACCGGCUGGCAUCGAUUGAGGAUUGGAGGCUGUAUGCGACAACUCAGUGGACGCUGUAGACCCAGGGAUAUUGACCCGGUGAAUGUGACCUCGGACAAGGUUGGGAUAUUGAGCAUCCGCAAGAAGCAGCUCCUCGCUUUCGCAGAUUUCCCUGAUUGAAUAGGGGAGCGCUGGCCACGAGAUAGCAGUGGCUUGGUCGCAAUUUUUUGUAGAACUUUGCUCAUCUCAUACUCCAUAUUCAUU